This is a messenger RNA of Suillus clintonianus, 501 nucleotides long. RefSeq lists its product as uncharacterized. Bases 1 to 501 code for a protein of 166 amino acids. The record is from RefSeq and is a predicted model, not a curated record. NCBI's taxonomy places the organism in Eukaryota, Fungi, Basidiomycota, Agaricomycetes, Boletales, Suillaceae. The transcript has a single exon.
AUGGACACUGUAUCCGCCCUCCAAGCGCUAGUAAACUCGGUGACGCGCCAUGCUUGGAAGCUCGAAAUGCUGGAAGGCUACCAGGGCGGCGUGAACCGCUUCCUCGCCUUCUGCUCUGCCAACAACAUUCCCUUAUCCUUCCCUUCGCCCGAAUGGCUGGUAUGCGCCUUUGCAGCCCAUAGAGCGGGCUCCUGCUCAGGCUCUGCUGUAGCCAACGAUGUCGCGGGUCUUCGGGCUUGGCACAUCGCCAAUGGUCUUCCUUGGCUCGGCGGGAUUCGUCUGAAGUACGUUCUCCGCUCGGCGGUUCGUCUCACCCCCGACUCUUCCAAACGACCCCCGCGCCCUCCAGUAACCUCGGAGAUGCUCGAGGCCUUGCACUCCUCCCUCGAUGCCUCACUUCCUCUCCAUGCAUGCGUUCUGGCCUGUGCCGACGCGGUCUUCUGGGGGCAGGGACGCCUAGGCGAAUUCCUCCCCACCUCUCAAUCCCGCUGUCAUGCAUGA